AUGGCAGCCUUAAGCUGCCAGUUUCACUCCAUCAACUACUUGAAUUCUCAAAGGCUCAAAACCAGAAGCAAGCAUUCCAUAAUUUCAUGCUCAUCUCAACCUAUACAAAGCAAUAUAAAGGUUGUGAUAAAUGGAGCAGCCAAGGAAAUAGGAAGAGCUGCAGUGUUAGCUGUUACAAAAGCUAGAGGAAUGGAAGUUGCUGGAGCCAUUGAUACUCACUAUGUUGGAGAAGAUAUUGGACAGGUUUGUGGAAUGGAAGAGCCCCUUGAAAUACCUAUACUAAAUGAUCUUACUAUGGUUUUGGGCUCUAUAUCUCAGUCCAAGGCCACUGCAGUUGUAGUUGAUUUCACUGACCCUUCCACAGUAUAUGACAAUGUAAAACAGGCAACAGCAUUUGGCAUGAAAAGUGUCAUUUACGUACCGCGCAUCAAAUCAGAUACGGUUGCAGCAUUGUCUGCAUUCUGUGACAAAGCCAGCAUGGGUGUUUUGGUUGCUCCAACUCUUUCAAUAGGAUCAAUACUAUUGCAGCAAGCUGCAAUUUCAGCUUCUUUUCAUUACCGCAACGUCGAAAUCGUGGAAUCCAAGGCUAAUGCAAAUGAUCUUCCAUCGGCAGACGCAAACCAAAUUGCGAACAAUCUCUCUAACCUCGGUCAAAUCUAUAACAGAGAAGAUUCCUCGACAGAUGUUUUGGCAAGGGGUCAAGUUUUGGGAGAUGGAAUUCGUGUGCAUAGUUUGGUCUUACCAGGGCUUCCCUCUAGUACAACAGUUCACUUUUCUCGUCUAGGAGAGAUUUACACCAUCAAGCAUGAUAUUACAGAUGUGCAAUGUCUCAUGCCAGGGUUGCUGUUAGCCAUUAGAAAAGUAGUGCGACUCAAGAACUUGGUAUAUGGCUUGGAGAAGUUUUUGUGA
This is a messenger RNA of Vicia faba (fava bean), 909 nucleotides long. The record is from the annotation of a GenBank genome assembly. Lineage: Eukaryota; Viridiplantae; Streptophyta; Magnoliopsida; Fabales; Fabaceae.